This is a messenger RNA of Xiphophorus maculatus (southern platyfish), 2332 nucleotides long. It is a transcript of the gene gpr185b, whose product is annotated as G-protein coupled receptor 12-like. The transcript is spliced from 2 exons. The annotation marks the transcript as partial. Gene Ontology annotation, biological process: G protein-coupled receptor signaling pathway. The record is from RefSeq and is a predicted model, not a curated record. Gene Ontology annotation, cellular component: membrane. Gene Ontology annotation, molecular function: G protein-coupled receptor activity. Lineage: Eukaryota; Metazoa; Chordata; Actinopteri; Cyprinodontiformes; Poeciliidae.
AAGGAGACACAACAGUCGCUCAGAGGAGGAGAAAGGAGCAACAGAGGCAUCCCGGUUCCUUCAAGGGGAAGAAGAGGACGAGGAGCUGGUACAUUUUUUAUUCCUUUUCCCAUCUCUGUGGCAUGGUUUCCCCCUUUAUUCCCACUUUCUCUCCAGCAUCCCCGCCUCCUCCUCUCCAUCCUUCCCCCUCUCGCUGGCUCGGGGACCGCACUGCUGCAGCUGAGUGAAACGGUUCAAGCUAUGGUUCUCAUCCUGGCUGCCACCGCAGCAGCCAUGAGCAGCGGCGGUGGCAACGGCUUCAACACUUCCUCCCCCCUCGACCCAUUCGACUCCUCAACGUCUUGGAGCGUAAGCGAGGAUCCCUCCAACUCUUCUUCAGAGCCCUUCUUGAGAACUCUGACUCCGGACCUCCAGCCGGCGACCACUGCUGGCACCGUGCAGGAAGUCAGCCCUUGGGAUAUUGCGUUGUGCGUAACGGGGACGCUCAUCUCCUGCGAGAACGCCUUGGUCAUCGCUGUGCUGUUCUACACGCCGACACUUCGCGCGCCCAUGUUCAUCCUGAUCGGAUCGCUAGCCGUGUCAGAUCUUCUGGCUGGUCUGGGCCUCAUCUUAAACUUCAUCUUCACCUAUUUAAUCGACAACUCGGUGGAAUUUGUGACGUUGCUGUCGGUCGGAUUUCUCAUCUCGGCCUUCUCCGCGUCCGUCUUUAAUAUCCUCGCCAUUACGGUUGACCGCUACCUGUCGCUGUAUAACGCCCUGACCUACCACACCGAGCGGACAGUCACUUUCACCUAUAUGAUGGUGGUUUUUAUCUGGGUGACGUGUGUCACUCUGGGCCUGCUGCCGGCGCUCGGAUGGAACUGCUUCAAAGACCAGUCUACGUGCAGCAUCUGUCGCCCAGUCACCAAAAACAAUGCGGUGGCGCUCGCUGUCACCUUCCUCCUCGUCUUUGCCCUCAUGAUGCAGCUGUACCUUCAGAUCUGCAAAAUCGCAUUCCGCCACGCACAGCAGAUUGCAGUACAACACCAGUUCAUGGCCAUCUCCACCACCAAAGGGGUCUCCACGUUGUCGGCCAUCCUGUGUGCCUUCGGGGCGUGCUGGCUGCCAUUUGCCAUGUACUCCAUUGUGGCCGACUCCAGCUACCCCAUGAUAUACACCUACGCCACCGUCCUUCCGGCCACCUGCUGCUCCGUGAUCAACCCCGUCAUCUAUGCUUUCCGAAACCCAGAUAUCCAGAAGUCUCUGUGGAUGGCUUGCUGUGGGUGCGUCCCAUCCAACCUCUCCUUAAGACCCAGGACUUCCAGUGACGUGUAGCAAAAAAGGCUAGGGGGGUCUAGGAUGAUGCAAGACAAAGAGUCGGGGUAAAAGGAUCAAGAGUUUGGUGUGAGAAAGGCAAGAAGGCUUUGCUCUCCUUCUCGCAUCAGGGCUGGAAAGCUGAUGACAAACGCUGAGCUGGCCGCAGUCGAAGAGGCACCGACAGAUGACUGAGAGGAGGCAUGGUCAAAAAAAGAAGGAGCUAAAAAGUCCACGUUUGUAGCCUGGAGAACAACCAACUGCAGGAAGUAAGCAGCAGGAAACCAACUGCAAAAUCCUGAUUCAAGGUAUCUUUUAAAACUCUCUCCUUCUUUGGUGAAUGAGAGAAGUGAAGCCCCUCAUGAGUAGCAUAUGUGUGAAGGUGAAAUUUUAGUUGAGGAAAAAAAAAUUGUACGAAAUCUCCAGAGGACGCUCUGGAUGGUUAUGCAAUCAGGAAGGAUGCUUAAAAUACUGUACAUCUCUUCACUCAAGUGUUUGAAAUCAAGUGCUGUGUGGAUAAAAAUACAAUGAGCUAAAUAUACAAAAAUGAAUGACUUUCAACAUUCUCAAUGAGCUAUAUUUGUAGUCGUCUCUUGAUAAAUUACUAAAAAAAAACUGCUCUAAGUCAGCCAUGUUCCCUUUUUUAGAAGCAGAUUAGGUAGUUGAAAAGAGUGCAGCAAAAAUUAGCUCUGUAAUUUCCCCAUUACUUUCUAAGCCCAUUUUAAAUUUACCCAAUGCCAACAUCCCAGCCUUCUGUCAUCAAACGCUCAAAUGAAAAACAGAAAAAAAAAAAUCUAACCAUUUCGUGAACUGAUAAACAGGGAAAUUUUAGGGAGGGAUUACUAAAUUUAGACCUGGCAUAUGUUGUCCUUGGCGUCAUGACAUCAAACCUGUUCGGCAUCUGAGGAAAAAUGGGUUUCUCAGGCUGCUGCUGGGCUGUGACUACAAAGCGGAGAGCUGAAUUCAGCACCAAGGACAGCUCACUGCAGAGCGCCGCUACCCUGGGAAAUGCUCUCGGCUGUGGUGGUGGUGGUGCUGG